ACUAGCCGCAGGAAAAGUUGCUCAAUGUUAAUGUUUGACAAGUAGGAAGAAGGUCCUUCGUUGCCAUAUCGAGCAGCGUUACACACACACAGCCACACUCUUUCAGUUCUCCUUCUACUCAAAGAGUUUGUUUGCUGCUUCGUAGAGGGAUUACAUAUUCAAAUCAAAGGGAGAUCGAAUGAAGGACAACCAUGGAGGUGCUGGUGCUAAUCGACUUUGAGAGCAACUCCGACGACGAGCUCACAGUGAAGGAGGGGGAUGUGGUCAAAAAUGUCACCAAGGCCAGUGAGGAAGGAUGGCUGCAUGGGGAGCUGAGAGGGAAGAAAGGCAUCUUUCCUGCCAACUUUGUCCAGGAGGUCCCAGUCUAUUUGAGAGGACAGAGCAAGAUGGAACCACGAAGCAUUAGAACAACGAGGAAGAAACCGACAAGAAAAUGUGAGGUACUGUUUCCCUACAGUCCCGUGAAUGAAGACGAAAUGGAGCUGGUUGCUGGUGAGACUAUAGAGAUCGUCAGGGAGAUUGAAGAUGGAUGGUGGAUGGGGGUGAAAAAUGGCAAACUAGGAGCAUUUCCAUCAAACUUUGUCAAAGAAAUUUUCAGUUCUCCCAAAGAUGUAAAAUACAAUGAGGGCAAGGCAAGACCAAAACUCAAUGACGCUGUGUUCAAUAAGGAGAUAACUCAGAGGGCAAGUGUUAGGAACAAAGCAAAAAAAUCUAUGGAGUGUUGCAAAGUCAUGUUUGACUACAAGGCCAAAACAGAGGAUGAGCUGGAGCUGAAAAAAGGAGAUGUUGUUAAGAUACUGAACAAGGAAACAGCAGAUGAAGGCUGGUGGGAGGGAGAGCUAAACGGCCGGUGCGGCUUCUUUCCUGAUAACUUUGUCAUGGUGAUUCCACCGAUAAACAGCUUGCAAACGGGGACCAUAAGCCAACCACCUGCACGCAACAACUCCAAGAAACUCUCAGUAAAGACAGAGGAAUCAGCAAUGGAGAAAGUCGGUCCAACAACAACAAAGACGAAUGAUAAACCAGAGCCUAAAGACCUAAGAAGCAAUCCUCCAACCAAAGUUAAGCUUCCACCCAUCAUCAAACCCAGCCCGCCUCCAGUCAAAGACAAGCCGAACAAGGUUUUACCAAAAACCAAUGGUGAUGUGGCUACUGUUCCACCGAAACAACCGGAGGAGAAGGAGACCGACGAGUUUGAUGGAUUGGAACUGCCGACUGAAAAGCUGAGCCAUCCCACAGCAAACAGAGCCAAACCUCCACAGAGGAGACCACCGUCAGGACUCCCCAUAGCAGCACAAAGCGCCACGGACCAGACAGAUGCAGAACCAAAAAAGUUUGAAACGGAGAUACCGGCUGGCUUGCAAAAGACAACAGAAAAUCUUUUGCCCACCCCUCCAAAGCCCGAUCUUCGACCCAAGACACCACCUCCAGUUCGACCAGCACCACCCAAAGUUCUCGUAGAUAACAAAACUGUGACCUUUAAAGACGAGCCAACGGUGGAGUGUCUGCAGGCUGAGAUCAAAGAGCUCAGGAUGACUUUGGAGCUGCUUGAGAAACGACAGGAGCGAGACAUGCAGGAAGUGAAAGAAGAACUGAGGGAUGAAAGAAACAAAAGACUAGCAUUGCAGGAGGAAGUGCAGAGUUUGAGAAUGAAGCAAUAAUCCCAACACAGACUGUGACUAAGCUGCUUGUCUGACACUGUGCCAUGCGAGCUCUUGGACUGCAAAUUUCAGAAAAUGAACAUUUUUUCUGACACUGAGAAAGUAAAAAAACAACAAAAAACCCUCCCUAAACAGUAUAGCUGGAGUUAAUAUCAAGCUACUCCUGUAAUGGAGUGAAAGAACCAGAUCCUCCAGAAGACCUUUAAGUAACAUGCUGUUUGAUAUUGGAAUGCCAUAAAUCUCAUACAGGUCCUCAGUUGGGUGCGCCUGGAAGCAAAUUACUGUUUUACAUGUUUUCUUUUUUGAUCGUCUUCUUUAUUACUUUUAUUGUGGAUUACAGGUUAGGCUAUUUUUAAUAUCAGAAUUUGUAAUAUAUGCAGCUGUACAUAGGAGGAAAUAUUGUUAAGUCUUUUACAAAGAGCUAAAGGAUAAUUUACAUCAUCAUAAUGGGCUUUGUUACCUGAAUGUCAAGUGAGAUACUACUGUCCAAACUAUGCCAUGUUAGUGAAUUUAUGCAAUGUAAUGUAAUGUUGCAAAGAUCCACUAGGGGGCCCUCUUUGUCUAUUUUUUUUAUUUUAUUUUUUUUUUACAUAAGGUGUUACGUUUUUCUGUGAUUGCUGGGAUUUAUGGAAAUGACCUGGCAAAGUAACCUCGCAUUAGAGAAGAAAAAAUAGAAGAAAAAAAUACAUUCUUCAUCCAAAACAGUAACUGUGUUAACAUUUAAGAUUUAAGCGAGUGGCUCAUGUUAAUGGAUAGUGCCUUAAGAGGGGGGAAAAAGGAAAAGAAAAGAAAUAAAACUGUGAUUUAAUGCACCAGGAGUUUGUGGUCAGUUUGUGUCAGAGAAACACUGACUCACUCUUAAAACACCAAAAGGUGACUCAUCAGUGGAUGCAGAACACAUGGGAGGAAAAUUAUUGAGAAAUUAUUACAUCCAUCGCAGGAACAGCUUUGGACAAUGCAGUCUUCA
Messenger RNA from Neolamprologus brichardi, 2628 nucleotides. RefSeq names its product manchette microtubule inner protein 1 (gene mnmip1). NCBI's taxonomy places the organism in Eukaryota, Metazoa, Chordata, Actinopteri, Cichliformes, Cichlidae. The record is from RefSeq and is a predicted model, not a curated record. Gene Ontology annotation, molecular function: protein binding.